Messenger RNA from Entrophospora candida, 404 nucleotides. Lineage: Eukaryota; Fungi; Glomeromycota; Glomeromycetes; Entrophosporales; Entrophosporaceae. The record is from the annotation of a GenBank genome assembly.
GAGACAGCUUACUAAUUUUAGAUCUUUCAAAAUCUGAAUUUGAUUCAUCAGAGCAAGAAUACUUUGAACCUUCUGAUUAUAAUAUGGAUUCUGAUUCUAUUGAAUUACAUUCAGAUCCUAAAAAUUUAUCAUAUUCGUUUCUCUUUGGAUCUUUUGAAUCUGAUGGAUCAGGAUUGUCCCAAGAGACUCUUGCUCAAUCAUUCUCCCAAACUGAUACACCUCCAUCAAUUGAACUUGACCGCUCAAAAACCCUUACUGAAUCAACAAAUAUUUCCUUGACCAGUACUGAUACAUCAGUUAAUACACCUACUUCAGCAAGCAUAUCUGGUUUACAGAAAAAUGAAAUGCUUGAACGAUUUCUUCAAGGGAAUUUUCAGAAUUGUACAAUAAAUUUACAUUUUUAA